AGCCUCUAGGCUUCUUUACCCUGGGAAAACCUAACCUAAGCCUUUGGUGGGUAAUUUGGGGGAAAACGAAAACGAUCACGAUCACACGCUACUACUACUACUACUACUAUUCGCUGGAUUUAGGGUCUGAACUUUCAUUUGUUUCCAAAAUUCCACCGAGAAAUCAGUCACAAAAGUACGAAUUGUUCCUUGAUUUCACCUAUUUCAACACGAUUUCUCUUCUGAUCAUCGUUUUUCAACAUAUUUUCGAUCAUGAUGAUUUUUUUAGCAGAUACAUUACUAAUUCGGUUCCGGAAUGAACCCACAACAAGUUGCACAGUCCAGAUCAUCCGCAAAUGGAUUCGCUCGUAGAAGAGGUGAAAAAGAAACAGGCACUCGAGUGGAAAAUAAAUUCCAUUCUGGAAAAUCAAACAUCAGCAGAACGACAACGGCAGAAACUGAAAACAAAGGGGGAAUUGAAAGCCUGUCUCGUCAUCGACUAGUUUAUACAACAACAUGCCUCAUAGGGCACCAGGUGGAGGUCCAGGUCAUCGAUGGUUCUGUGUUUACUGGAAUAUUUCAUGCCACAAAUGCUGAGAAAGAUUUUGGAAUAAUCUUGAAAAUGGCUCGUGUAACAAAGGCUGGUUCAUCUCAUGGACAGAAAAACAGUUUAGAUGCUGUUCAAAAGCCCCCUUCUAAGAUGUUAAUAAUACCUGCUAAAGAACUUGUGCAGAUUGUAGCAAAGAGUGUAUUGAUGACUAGCGAUGGGUUAAUGAAUGAACUUGAGCAUGAUCAACUGCAUGACAUUAUGAUAGACUCUAAUAUUUCUCACUCCCGGCAUGUUGACUUGGAACGAGAGUUGGAACCGUGGGUCCCAGAUGAUGAUCAUCCGGAGUGCCCUGAACUAGACAAUACAUUUGACCAUCACUGGCACAGGGGUUGGGAUCAAUUUGAAGCAAAUGCAACAUUAUUUGGAGUAAAAAGUACCUUUAACGAGGAGCUCUACACAACAAAGCUUGAUAGAGGCCCUCAAAUGAGAGAGUUAGAAAAGGAAGCCUUAAGAUUAGCUAGAGAAAUCGAGGGUGAGGACACCCAAGAUCUUCAUUUAGCAGAAGAAAGAGGCAUCCACUUUCAUGACAAGUUUGAUCUCGAUGAAGAAACUAAAUAUUCAUCUGUUACUCGCGUGGUUGAUGAUAGUGGUUAUGACGAAAAUGAAGACGUUUUGGAUUCACGAAAUGAUGAAACCUUUGGAGAUGUUUCGGAUUCCAUUUUGAGUACUAGCAAUGACUUCCAUCCAUCUGAUGCUCUAGAUGGCCAAAGCAUUGUUGAAAACAAUCAGACUAAUCAACAGCGUGUUGGAAGUAAUCACACUAAAGAUGAUACAGAAAAGCACAUGUUGUAUGAGCAAAGCCAGGCUUCAAAAUCCGAGGGACUUUCAGCAACUGCUACUGCACAUGCACCAUCCCAUGUCUCAUCUAACGUUCAAGAAAAGGCAAAUUCUAGUGAAGUAUCAUCCACAUCAGAAUCUGGAAAUGCUGCCCCUGCUUCAAGUGGGCCCGGAUUAUCACCUAGUUCAUCAGUGGGCUCUUUGACUUCAGAAAAGUCAACUUUGAAUCCUCAUGCAAAGGUUAACAUUCCAUAUCUGGUUGUUGUAAAUACAAUACUGGCAAUUUCAUCGAUAUUGUAUUUACACAUUUCAUGGUUAAUAUUUUCCUGAUUUUGUUUUAGCAACCAUGGAAUCGUAAAUAAGAUUUUGUUAGUGUUUUUAUGAAAUUUAGAAGGAUAUGCA
Molecule: messenger RNA, 1768 nt
Organism: Helianthus annuus (common sunflower)
Lineage: Eukaryota; Viridiplantae; Streptophyta; Magnoliopsida; Asterales; Asteraceae
Product: polyadenylate-binding protein-interacting protein 4-like
Exons: 9
Coding region: 296-1696 (466 amino acids)
Biological process (GO): cytoplasmic stress granule assembly
Cellular component (GO): cytoplasmic stress granule
Molecular function (GO): RNA binding
Source: RefSeq, a predicted model, not a curated record